Molecule: messenger RNA, 343 nt
Organism: Plutella xylostella (diamondback moth)
Lineage: Eukaryota; Metazoa; Arthropoda; Insecta; Lepidoptera; Plutellidae
Product: small integral membrane protein 20
Biological process (GO): mitochondrial respiratory chain complex IV assembly
Cellular component (GO): mitochondrial inner membrane
Source: RefSeq, a predicted model, not a curated record
GUACGGUUUUCUUCUUCGCAAUAGAUAUAUUAUUACGACUGCAAUAAUAUUGUACAAUAGGAAUUAUAACUGAGAACAUGGCAUUCUACAGAGGGUGGCGGUAUACUGCCUUUAUAACGGGAUUCGUUGGAUUCAUUGGCUUAGCUCUUUACCCCAUUGCUAUUAGUCCAAUGAUUGAUUCUUCAGAUUACAAGAAAAUACAGAAGGAAACCCGUAAAAAUAUCAACAAAGAUGCUAUUCAGCCAGGAAAUAUGAAGGUGUGGUCGGACCCCUUUGAUCGCACAAAGGAAGAUGUUAAAUAAUAAUUAGGUUUGUUGAAUAAAUUAUUAAUAUUAUUAGAUAA